UUUACAUUUAUCCCGAUCAGGUUGUACCAGAUAUUCCACAUUCGUUAAUCUUCAAUACAUUCAUUUCGAUUGGUAGAAUAUUGUGGAAUCCACGAUUCGUUCAAUGCUUUAGCCGAAUCAGGUCUCACGGAUAUGAUGCGUUUAUUGGACUGGCAAAAGACAUAUAAAUACUUUGGAUGCGCAGUUCAGUGUUCCGUACAGGGGAGUUUGGGCUGUUUCGUUGACAUGGGGAAAUUAAUCGUGUACCUGGAGACUUUGUUUCUCAUGGUCGUUGUUUGUCUAAAUAUGUUAUUUGGUAAAUUUAUGAGUCUUCUUUUUCCUCAAACUCUGAGGAAGAUUGUGUUGAAAGCUGGUUUGAAAAGCACCAUGACUCAAAAUCCAAAAUUUAAAUAUGAAGAUUGGGGACCAACAAUUUUCACUAUGGAGUUCGUGAAGACCACGUUUAAACAUCUAUUAGUGAAUAUGGGAGAUGAGGCUUUCAAGGGCGCCUUUGCUCCCAAUACACGAGUCAUUGACUUCGACAACAAAGAACAUAAAGUGCUUGAUUUCUUGAAGGAUAACCGACCACUGGUAUUGAAUUUUGGAAGCUGCUCCUGACCUCCAUUUCUUUUCAAGUUUGAUGAGUUCAAAACACUCGUCAAAGACUUCAACUCUGUAGCUGAUUUCCUCAUUGUCUAUAUUCAGGAGGCACAUGCCACGGAUGGCUGGGCUUUCAAAAACAACGUGGAUAUUAAAAAACAUCAAACACUAAGUGAUCGUUUCAAUGCUGCAAGGAUGUUACUGAAAGAGGAGCCACCCUGUCCAGUGGUUGUAGAUUCUAUGGAUAAUAUGACCAGUGCUAAAUAUGGAGCAAUGCCAGAGAGACUAUAUGUGGUGCUCAAUGGCAAAAUUAUUUACAAGGGUGACAGGGGACCUUGGGGAUACAAUCCAGAAAAAGUACGAUUAAUAUUGCAAAACCAAAGUUAAGCCACUUGCUGGCAGAAUGUCGUACUGUUGUAUUUACAGAGGAAGAUUCUGUGGAAUACGUGAACAAAUGUAACCAUGAACAAGUCAGACUAACUUCCUUUUCCAUAUUUUUGAUGAUUUUCUCAGUUUUUAAAUUGCUACGACUGGGAGCUGAAAAAUUGAAAUAUGGAGGAAAAAUGACUUAGUAUUUGGUUAAUGUUCAGGUUUCAAUACAGAUGGUGCCACUUGUAUGUUUAACCUGUGAAAAAACUUCUGUUGUGCUUGAGGGAUGGGAAUCUGGUGGUGGGAUGUACUUCAUUAACAAUUGUGACUACACUAACAACAUUUUCAUAGAAUGGGACUUGUUUCCUGAAAUUACAUUUGAUUUGGGUAUCCCUGCAUUCCCAUUGCUGAACUAGGGUACUGUUCGAGUCCAAGAAAAUAAGAGCCAGAACGCGAGAAACCUAGAAAAAACGAAGUCAUGCAGCCCUUUGAAUCGGCUCCUUCAUUCAAUACAAUUGUGGCUGAUCCAUUAUCGCAAAAGUUCUCAUCCUCUCCCUAUAUCUUUUGCUGCCUUCUGCAUCCAGAAAUAUAUGCGUCCUCCUUGCAUAUAAUCAAGUGAUUUGGCCUCUACUGUAUCAUAACAAAAUUCACAGAUUCAUCACCCUCAAAUUUCUCCUCGUCACAAUCCUACAUUUUACCCUGUAUCUAAGACAGCGACCCACUGAAUCAAAACACCCCAGCCAGGGGAAUGAUUCUUCCCACAUCCAAUUUGUCUAAUCCUAACGAUUCCCUUGCAUUCCUCUUUAACUCCAAUGACUACAGGCCUAAUAACCUAAUUGUUCUUAACACAAAGAUGUGCCUAUCUGAAAUCAGUCUGGUGAACCUUCACUGCACUCAUUUAUGGCAAGGAUAUCCUUUCUUAGAUAUGGAGACCAAAAUGGAGACCAAAAAUUGGAUACAAUACCUUGGUGUGGUCUCACCCAGGCCUGGUAUAAUUGCAACAAGAUAUCCUUGCUCCUUAAAUCUUCUUUCUUAAGAAGCUCCUUAAAUCUUCUUGCCUAAGGCCGUAACUACUUGCUGCAUCUGCAUUUUUGCUUUUGAUAACUAGAAUACAAGAACACUCCCAUCUCUUUGUACAAUAACACUUCCAAAUCCAACACAAUUUAAAUAAUUGGGUGGUACAGUGGCACAGCGAUAGAGUUGCUGCCUUGCAGCGGAAGAGACCCGGGUUCAAUAAUGACUGUAGGCACUGUCCAGAUGGAGUUUGUACAUUUUCCCUGGGACCACAUGGGUUUUCCUACCGUGCUGUCUGUUAACCAAUUUUCAACCUAUGCCAUUACUCUCAUUAUGAUGCUCUUUCAUUUUACACAAACCUUCAACUUUAUGAAAGGCUUACUGAAAUUCCAUGCACAGUGCAUCCACUGCUUUCUAUUUUCUACUGCAGUUUUUUUUGAGGAUGUAACUCGUGUUUGUCAAAUAUAAUUUUCUUUCCAGAAAUUCAUGUAAACUUUGUCUAAUUGUGUUGAUAUUUUCCAAAUGUUGUAGCAUUUUACCUGAUUCUGAUGUUAAGCUAACUGAAUCUUACUUUCAUAUUUGUUGUCUCUAUCCUUUUUUCCAAUUUUUUCCAUCAUUUAUCAGCCAAGAUUAUUCUGCUUCACUUGACAUUUAAUUAUAAUUAAGAAAUGUAGAAUGUCAGCCACUGCAAGUACAAUGAAUUUAGCUGUACUGUUUAUGAAGAUUACAGCCAAAAUUCUAACUGUAAUCUAAUGUUUUGAAGUGUAGCUAGGAGCAUUUACUUUGGUGGUUGUUUUUUUAAUUCUCAACAAUUAUUCAACUGCAGUUUUGUACAUAGUCAUUGUACCAAACAGAACAUUUAACAUUUUAUCCAAACUCUGUUUCAGAUUUGGUUUUAAGCAAAUUUAAAAUAAAUGUCUUCAAUUUU
This is a messenger RNA of Amblyraja radiata (thorny skate), 2890 nucleotides long. RefSeq names its product iodothyronine deiodinase 1 (gene dio1). Gene Ontology annotation, biological process: thyroid hormone metabolic process. Lineage: Eukaryota; Metazoa; Chordata; Chondrichthyes; Rajiformes; Rajidae. The transcript is spliced from 4 exons. The record is from RefSeq and is a predicted model, not a curated record. Gene Ontology annotation, molecular function: thyroxine 5'-deiodinase activity.